GUGGUGGAAUUAUAAGCAAAGGUGCUGAAAAGGAUUACAAACUAAGUGAUACACUUCAUGAUGGGAACAUUUUACGAAUUAAACGAUUGUCUGAAUUUAGUGAAUUAGAAAUCAUACACCGAUGCAAACUAGAAUAUGGAAUUAAAGUGUCUGAUGAUGGACUUGUUGACCCUCACGGAAAAGCUUUUACUUUCAAUAAGCAUAAUUAUGUUAUUGAACGGUUCAAACAAAAUGCAGAUAUCUAUAGUAAAACCGAAAGUAUUACACGAAAUAAUAAACAUGAAAUCACUUACCAAAAAAAUUUGAUUUCCAGUAUAAAAGUUUCUUCUAAAUUGCCUUGGUCUUCAUUAUCAGCUGGUUUUAAC
Molecule: messenger RNA, 365 nt
Organism: Racocetra persica
Lineage: Eukaryota; Fungi; Glomeromycota; Glomeromycetes; Diversisporales; Gigasporaceae
Source: the annotation of a GenBank genome assembly